GACUGGGCUUUUUCCUUUUUUGCAACAAGCGGACGUACAUACUCUUUUGAAAGGCUUCGCAAACUGCGAGGUCUCUGAAUUAGCUGCGAUAGUGAAGCAAACAGAGGCUUGGAUGGCGCCGAGGACCGCAGCGGUGAGGCUGAGUGAAGUGGCUGAGAGAGGACUAGCCUGAGCAUCCGGGAAGGCUUUGUUAUUAGCCCGACAAAUAUUACACAGUUUCCACAUUGUUCUGUGUUGGGCCUCCUCCUCUUCCUCCCCUUCUUCCACCCACCUGGCCCCUCUUCACCCACCAUGUCGCAAGGUCAGAACUUCCUCCCCAAAUUUCUCUUUGUGUCCAAUCUGCUGAAGGCCGUCAAGAUUCGCCAGCGUGUCCCCAACGACGUGAUCAAGCCUACAGCGAGUGGUGGUCUUAUGCAUCACCUGAGAGGCAUGCACCGGUACACUCUAGAGAUGAUCGCCAUGAACCACUUCCCCCAGGCCUUUAGGGAGGUGGUCCAAGCCGCCAUCUUGGACAGGGCCAUGCAGGCGUCGUUGGAGCAGGAGAAAAAGCUCAACUGGUGCCGUGAGGUUAAGAAGAUGGUGCCACUCCGUACCAAUGGGGAUGGGAACUGCUUACUUCAUGCUGCCUCUCAAUACAUGCUGGGUGUUCAGGACACAGACCUCGUGCUCCGAAAAGCCCUCCAUAGUGUCUUGAAAGAGACUGACACUGGCAUUUUCAAAGCUCGCUUUCAGGCAGAGCUCCUUCAGUCCCAGGAGUUUACCCAGACUGGGCUAAGAUACACCACCAUGAACUGGGAGGAAGAAUGGGAAAAGAUUGUCAAGAUGGCAUCACCCGUUUCUACUAGCAACGGCCUUCAGUUUGACUCUCUGGAAGACAUUCACAUCUUCAUCCUCUCUAACAUCCUUCGCAGACCUAUCAUCGUCAUUGCAGACCAGGUGGUGAGGAGUAUGAAGUCAGGUUCCUCUAUCUCACCACUCAAUGUGGGUGGAAUAUAUCUUCCACUGCAUUGGCCACCUGCUGAAUGCUACAAGUAUCCCAUAGUACUCGGCUAUGACUCUCAGCACUUUGCUCCCCUCAUCACCAUCAAAGACAGUGGUCCAGAGAUUAGAGCUGUGCCACUGAUCAACCCAGGCAGAGGAGGAUUUGAGGAACUCAAGGUUCACUUUCUGAUGGAGAAGGAACAGCAACAGAAGGAAAGACUUCUCAAAGAUUACCUGCUCCUAAUAGAGAUCCCUGUAAUUGGCCUGGGAUAUGAUGCUACUCGCAUCAUUAAUGCAGCACGGCUGGAUGAGGGCAACCUUCCUGAGGACAUGAACUUGAUGGAAGACUAUCUGCAGCUGGUCAACCAUGAGUACCAGCGUUGGCAAGAAGACAAAGAACAAGCCUGGGCUGCCCAGCCACAACGUCCACCACCUUUCUCUGUUUCUCAGCUGUCUCUCAUUGAAAUCCGGUGUGCCACUCCACGCUGCACCUUCUAUGUCUCUGUGGACACGCAGCCCCAUUGCCACGAGUGCUUUGAGAAACGGCAGGCUACAGGCGGAGGGGCCAGAAUAGAGGGGGUGGUGCAAGCCAAGGGUGGAGGUAUACAAGGUUCAGAAAAUGAGGUGAGCUCCAGAGGAGCCAGAAGCAGCAGUCCACCGUCUUCCUCCUCUGGGAGAGGGGUGGUGCUGUCCAGCCCUCGCUCAGCCCCGCCCACAGCCCCCAGCCUCAGCCUGUACAGUGAAACCCACGCCAUGAAAUGUAAAACGCCAGGCUGCCUGUUCACCCUGAGUGUGGAGCAUGACGGACUAUGUGAGCGCUGCUUCAACUCCAGGCAGAACCAUGCUCCCCCUGCAGUAGGAACAGCAGCUGCAGGACUUCCUUGCUCUAAUGGGGGGCCUAUAGCCCCACACUCGGCCCAGGGCCCUGGCUGGACUCAGUGGGGAGGUCGUGAGACCGAAGCGGAGCGCUGCAGCAUGUGUAGACAGGAGGCAUUCAGGAUAUUCAAUGGCCUGUGCCCUCCUUGCAUGCAGAGACAACAGGCUCCAGAGAGAGGGGAGCCACAGCAGAACAACUCAAGGACUGAGGCCUCCUCUUCAGCGUGGAGUCAAGCCAGGGAUGCGGAGCGGCCAUGCCUCACCCUUACUCCGGGACACACGUCAGCCUGGCAGACCCCUUUGGCCAGGCCAUGUAAGAGAUCAGGCUGCCAAUUCUUUGGAACGCCUGAGAAGUUGGGCUUCUGCACUAUUUGCUACGUAGACUAUCAAACUAACCACCAUCUGACUCCGCCCCCUGCCCCUGUACAAAGCCGGCAUGGUUUGGAGGCAGGUUUCCAGAAUGCGUCUCGCUGUCGUGGCCCUGGCUGCGGGGCAGUUGGGAAGGCCAUGCUUGAGGGCUACUGCGACAAGUGCUACGUCAAAGAGCAGAGCGCCCGGCUCAACCAAGCGGCGCAUCGCACACCCCACUCUCCUCCUCUCGUCGUGCGUGACCGUGCUACUAAGCCAAGAUCCUCACAGCAAUCUCAGACGCAGACGCAGACACAGUGCCGUAGGAGUGGCUGCAGUAACGUGUCCCCGGGGUGCACAGACCUCUGUCCGGAGUGUCACACACGCGGCCAGGGCCGAGAGGGGGGUAGACGGGCGCAGGCGCCCAAGGAAAAGUCCAAGCAGCGAUGCCGGACACAGGGCUGUGACCACUACGCUAACCAAGAGAAACAGGGCUACUGCAACGAGUGUGACCACUUUAAACAGAUUUAUCGUGGCUGAUCACAUAAGCAACAAUGAUGACACAUCGCUAGCACGCUAGAGCCGCACUUAUGCCAGUCAAUGCACCUCUGAUACUAACUAACCAACUCACUAGCUAGUGACUUACUAGUAACCUUAUGGCCUAAAAUCCACCCCCCAUGUAGAAUGUGAAGAAAGCGUGUAUGUACAUGGGGAGGAGGUGAGUGUGUGUGUGUUAACAUUAGACAUGGCCUCCAGAAUACCUCUUUGUGCAAUUAUCAUCUGAUGUGCCGUGUGCAUGCACACGACGAGAGGUGUGGCUACAUGUCAGCAACUGACUUUAGUGUACAAUAUGUAUUUAGAGGUACGUAGUACAUCGUGCCGGACAAAAUGAUUGUAUGUUGACAUAACAAGAAGCAUCUGACAUUGCUUUCUAGACCACAGCCAAGGAUUUAUACCCCAGUUUGAUUGUUGUCUGUCCUAAUACAUCUGUGUAUCUGUCUGCCUGUCUGUCUAGCAUUGCUCUGGAGAGCGAGGGAUGCAGCUUUGGAUGCCCAGAAACAGACUAAUGGAGAGAGGAAAGCAGGAGGGAACUGGGCUUGAACUUUCUUUUCAAUGAAGGGCUUGAAAGAAUUCAAAUGACAAUUGACAUUGUUGGCUCAGCUACUCCAUUUUAGUUUGAAAAGUUCCAAAAUACUAAUGCCAAAAAUACUCUUGUAAAAUUAACAAAUACAAUAUUUUUCUUCCAAUUGACAAGCAAUGAUAGUAUUAGUUUAUAUUUUGACAAAAAAUCUACUAUUGUUAUUUCAUAGAUUUUUGUGAUAAAAAUGUUUUUACUUGAUAAGGAACAAAACAUAAGACCACAAGUCUUUGAAAUGUGCAAGACAGACAGGGCAGGCCCCUGCUAGUUUUGGUGCUACAUGUACAGAACUCCAAGCCUCUUCAUUGUAGCCAAUAUGCUGAUGGACACAGUGGAGACAAGACUCAUCUUUCUAUUCCGCCUAUACUUCCUCUUAUUUCCCUUUUCCUCUAAAACUAAUCUGUUGCCUUGGUCCUUGUUUUCUUGUUUACUGACCACUCGAGCACUUAGAAACACAUUUAUACAUAUUAUGCACAAACAAGGCUCUCACUACUGGACACUGCAACCGCCACCCACUACACACGACACAUUUAUAUAAACACAGCUCUUUGAGAUUGUAUGCGCCCCACCUUAGCCAGAGGUGAUGUAAGCAAACUUAAUCUCUUUGCUCCACCCACUGGAUGUGCCAAGGCGACACUUUUGAAAUUUCAGACAGCAAUCCCAUUGUCUGCUUUAUCUGAAUGUGUUUGUGCUGCUUUAUUGCAGCACAUUAUUGGGGCUGAUCCUCGAUAAGUUUUGCCUUUAAGUAGUAAUUCAACCUUCAUGGACCAGAGGGGCCUGAUCAGUGAUCCUGGAUCAGUGCCCCCGCUUAUCAAAUGCUUUGUGAAUAUGGAUCUCGGUCCAUACUCUUGGACCUUUAACACGUUGCCUCAUCUCUAAUAUACAUACAUUCACAUUGCACAUGUGUGCAGCUAGGAGACAACUGACAUUUCUUAUUUUCUUCUGACAUUUUAGCAUUUUUAUUGUAAUGUGUUUCAAAAGACAUGUGCCAUCAGUCAUAAUUGUUGUUACCUCCUUAAAAACAAACAGCCUGGCCUAUUCUACACUAACUAGAGAAGCUUAGGUUGACAUCGCUAAUAUAACUACUGUCUCUACGUCCUUGGAUGAUUGCCAAAAAAUAAUAAUACAAAACUCCAAUGGACACUUUGAUGAAUAAGAAAUACUACUACUGAGAACCUUGCCACCCACAAAUUCAGUUGUUUUGUUUAAAGAUUUUACUUUUUACUGCUGUAGGCAGAUGUCCAUCUGAGGCUCUAGUUACACAAGUGUAGACAGCUUAGGCCUUCUUCUGCCUUCUCAUUUAUCUGUAUCUGAAGCUGUCGGGCCAGCCCAUGUUCUUGUGGCCUGUACGUAGAACUCUGUGUGCUUUAAUCACCUCUAGGUAAACCUUAAUCAAUUAAAGGCCAAUUGGUGGUCAGCUCACCAGAUGCCCAAGGCUCUUUGGGUUCAGGGCUCUGACUGAAUUUGACUGGGAGGGGAUCAAAUAAGUUGCACAUGACUUGUCUAAGCUGCUGAGGCAUUUAGGAAUGGUACUCUGACUUGCUUAGGGACAUUCCAAUAGUAGGAGAAGCAUCCGCAGAAAAACAGAAGGUGUAACAAAACAUGCAAACCGUGUGGAAGUUUUCUUUGUGUGAUUUUUUGACAAUAGGGUAUUGUAUGAAAAAAGGCUGGUUUUAUUUGUUAAGUAUUUAUUCAUAUCAAGAUCUGUAUUGUGUGAUUCAAUUAUUUAUAUGUUGUCCUGAAAUGAAUUAUUUUUAUUAAGAAAUCUAA
Boleophthalmus pectinirostris (great blue-spotted mudskipper) is the source of this 5113-nucleotide messenger RNA. It is a transcript of the gene tnfaip3, whose product is annotated as tumor necrosis factor, alpha-induced protein 3. Gene Ontology annotation, molecular function: cysteine-type deubiquitinase activity; DNA binding; zinc ion binding. The record is from RefSeq and is a predicted model, not a curated record. The coding region runs from base 292 to 2745 and encodes 817 amino acids. Lineage: Eukaryota; Metazoa; Chordata; Actinopteri; Gobiiformes; Gobiidae. Gene Ontology annotation, cellular component: nucleus; cytoplasm. Gene Ontology annotation, biological process: cell migration; protein K29-linked deubiquitination; protein K33-linked deubiquitination. The transcript has 9 exons.